GCCCUUCAGCAUCAUCAUGCUGUUCACGAAAUUUCCUACAUUGCAAAGGACAUCACAGAUCACCGGGCCUUUGGAUACGUUUGUGGGAAGGAAGGGAAUCACAGAUUUGUUGCCAUAAAAACAGCCCAGGCGGCUGAACCUGUUAUUCUGGACUUGAGAGAUCUCUUUCAGCUUAUUUAUGAAUUGAAGCAAAGAGAAGAGUUGGAAAAAAAGGCCCAAAAAGAUAAGCAGUGCGAACAAGCUGUGUACCAGGUUCCCACCAGCCAAAAGAAGGAAGGUGUUUAUGAUGUGCCAAAAAGUCAACCUGUAAGUAACGGUCACCUGUUUGAGGAUUUUGAAGAACGGUUUGCUGCAGCCACUCCGAACAGAAACCUGCCUGUGGACUUUGAUGAGAUUUUGGAGGCAACAAAGGCUGUGACCCAAUUAGAACUUUUUGGGGACAUGUCCACCCCUCCUGAUAUAACCUCUCCCCCCACUCCUGCAACUCCAGGUGAUGCCUUUAUCCCGUCUUCAUCUCAGACACUUCCGGCGAGUGCAGACAUGUUUAGUUCUGUACCUUUCGGCACUGCUGCUGUACCCUCAGGUUAUGUUGCAAUGGGCGCCGUCCUCCCAUCCUUCUGGGGCCAGCAGCCCCUCGUCCAACAGCAGAUCGCCAUGGGUGCUCAGCCACCAGUCGCUCAGGUGAUGCCGGGGACUCAGCCCAUCGCCUGGGGCCAGCCGGGUCUCUUCCCUGCCACUCAGCAGCCCUGGCCAGCUGUGGCCGGGCAGUUCCCGCCAGCCGCCUUCAUGCCCACACAAACUGUUAUGCCUUUGCCAGCCGCCAUGUUCCAAGGUCCCCUCACCCCCCUUGCAACCAUCCCAACCACGGGUGACUCCACCAGGGCAAGUCCACAGACCGAGACGCCCAGACAGAAAAUGGGGAAAGAAAUGUUUAAGGAUUUCCAGAUGGCCCAGCCUCCGCCCGUGCCCUCCCGCAAACCCGACCAACCCUCCCUCACCUGUACCUCAGAGGCCUUCUCCAGUUACUUCAACAAAGUCGGGGUGGCACAAGACACAGACGACUGUGAUGACUUUGACAUCUCGCAGUUGAAUUUGACCCCUGUGACUUCUACCACGCCGUCAACCAACUCACCUCCAACCCCAGCCCCUCGACAGAGCUCUCCAUCCAAAUCAUCUGCGUCCCACGCCAGCGAUCCCGCCACAGAUGACAUCUUCGAAGAGGGCUUUGAAAGUCCCAGCAAAAGUGAAGAGCAAGAAGCUCCUGAUGGAUCACAGGCCUCAUCCAGCAGUGAUCCAUUUGGGGAGCCCAGUGGGGAGCCCAGUGGUGAUAACAUAAGUCCGCAGGCUGGUAGCUAG
Messenger RNA from Odobenus rosmarus divergens (Pacific walrus), 1356 nucleotides. RefSeq names its product Dab, reelin signal transducer, homolog 1 (Drosophila) (gene DAB1). The annotation marks the transcript as partial. The record is from RefSeq and is a predicted model, not a curated record. Lineage: Eukaryota; Metazoa; Chordata; Mammalia; Carnivora; Odobenidae. The transcript has 10 exons. Gene Ontology annotation, biological process: lateral motor column neuron migration; ventral spinal cord development.